AUGGCAGAGAAUCCAGUAUCCCCGCCCCCAGCGGCCGAAGCCGCACCCGCCAUCACGCCCAUAAACCUAAUCCUUCUCUCCCUCUUCGCCAUCCUCGUCUACCUCCGCCUGCGCCCCAAACCCCCCAUGACGCUCCCCAAAGCGCCCGCACCUGUCGUCUUCCAGACCUUCACCCCACCAACCCUGCUCCCCUACAACGGCACCAACGGCCAGCCCGUCUACCUCGCCGUGCGCGGCCGCGUCUUCGACGUCAGCCCUGGCCGCAACUUCUACGGCCCCGGCGGGCCUUAUGCGAAUUUCGCGGGCAGGGACGCGAGCAGGGGCCUGGCGUGCGGGAGUUUCGACGAGGAUAUGCUGACGGGGGAUUUGGAGGGGCCGUUGGAUACGUUGAAGGAUUUGGGAGAGGAGGAGAUGGAGGCGUUGAGGGGGUGGGAGGAGCGGUUCAGUGAGAAGUAUCUUGUUGUGGGGAGGUUGGUGCCGGUGGGGAGUGAGAAGGUGGCGGAGGGUGCGAGGGAGGGGGGCGAGAGUAUCGGUCCGUGA
Molecule: messenger RNA, 540 nt
Organism: Coniosporium apollinis CBS 100218
Lineage: Eukaryota; Fungi; Ascomycota; Dothideomycetes
Exons: 3
Coding region: 1-540 (179 amino acids)
Cellular component (GO): membrane; endomembrane system
Source: RefSeq, a predicted model, not a curated record